Vicia faba (fava bean) is the source of this 1392-nucleotide messenger RNA. Lineage: Eukaryota; Viridiplantae; Streptophyta; Magnoliopsida; Fabales; Fabaceae. The record is from the annotation of a GenBank genome assembly.
AUGGCAUAUCCUUCAAAGUUUGAGCAUAAGUUUAUUGAGCAAACUCUAAUUGUUCCAUCAUUAACAUCAACAAUUUCUCUUCCUCUCACAUUCCUUGAUUUACCUUUAGCAGGUCCAAUUUAUGUUAAACGUCAAUUUUUCUAUCAUUUUCCUUAUUCACCCGAUUAUUUUUACAAAACAAAACUUCCGUCUCUCAAACACUCUCUUUCUCUUACUCUUCAAUAUUUUUUCCCUCUCGCGGGAAAUCUCAUAUCUCCACCACCACCAAAUAAACCAUAUAUCAUCUGCACGCAAAAAGACUCUGUUGUCUUUACCAUCAUUGAAUCUUCCGCAAAUUUCAACCAUCUUUCGUCCAAUAACCACCCCAAAAAUAUCAAAGACUUUAAUCACCUUGUUCCGAAAUUAACCCAAAAAACAACCCUAGAUGAUAAUGAUCAUAUUGAAAAUAACACCUUCAUAUUCCCUUUGUUGACUUUACAAGUCUCGGUUUUCCCUAACCACGGUCUUUGCAUCGCAAUCACAUAUUGUCACGUUAUGGAUGAUCAUUGUUGUAAUCAUUUCAUGAAAACUUGGUCUUCUAUCCAUGGAAAUUGUGAUGUAAACUUGAAGCCAACACCUUGUUUUGAUAGAAAUAUUUUGAGGGACCCAAAAGGGCUUGAGAAUGUUUUCUUAGGAGACUAUUUUGAAGAAAGAAAAACAUGGAAAAAUAAAUCUACUAGUCAAGCUCAAGACUAUGUUAAAGCAACUAUUGUUUUUGGAAAAGAAGAAAUCGAGAGAAUGAAAAGAAGGGUACUCAACCAAUGGAAGAAAAUUGAUCAUGAGACUAAACCGCCGCAAUUUUUAUCUAAAUUUGUUGUAACUUGUGGAUUUGUAUGGGCUAGUUUGGUUAAAACAAGAUAUAGAAAUGAUAAAGAUGAUGAAAAGGAAGAGUAUUUUCGUUUUGCAGGUGAUUGUAGAGAUAGAAUUGGAUACACAAUACCAGAAGGUUAUUUUGGAAACUGUUUAACGCUAUGUCAUGCAACCGCGAAGAGAAAGGAUAUGAAAGGAGAAUAUGGUUUUGUGAAUGCGGUUAAGGUAAUUGAAAGCGCGGUAAGGGAGAUGAAAAUCGAACCUUUUAAAGACGCGGCCGAAUGGAGGGAGACGUUUAAGAAAAUGUAUGAGUUUGGAAGUGUGUUGUUGGUAACAGGAUCACCUAAGUUUAAUGUUUAUGAGAUUGAUUUUGGAUUUGGAAAACCAGUUAAAGUUGAGAUGAUGCAUUCUUUUAAAUGUAUGUCUAUUGCUGAAAGUGGAGAUAGAGAAGGUGGACUUGAGGUUGGGUUAGUAUUUAAAAGUGGAGAAUUUGAAAACUUUUGUUCAACCAUUGAGCAAGGACUUGAAGCUUGUAAAUUCUAA